GAACACAAGGAGUCUUCAGUCCACACAGUUUUAGUACAGAAGACCUCAAUAGUUUGACCAGAGCAUUAAACUGGGUUCAGUUAUGUGUCGCAUGUUUCUUGUGGGUGUGCACUGUGCACUUAGUGAGCAAACAGUUGCAGCCACUGUAGACAUUAAAAUAUGUGACACAAACGGCAGUCCCAGAGUGAAUGAGAGAGAGAGAGAAAUCGAGCACUAUGGAGAGAAAGAGCUUGAGUACUAUGGAGAGAGGGACUCUGGGACUCAGAGACCGACUUCUGAAGCACACUCUUCUGAAGAGGGAGACGCUCAACCCUAAGACAUGGCUCAACUCUGAGCCUGUGAAAGGCUUCACAGAUUUAAUCCUACAGAGGGACAACACUGAGCCGGACACCAGUUACGACAAUGAGGCGAUGCUUUUGGAGUCUGAGAAGGAGUACAUUGAGGCAGCAAAGAGAAAUGAUAUUGAGGCCAUGAAACUCAACGGGAGAGGGGUGAACGUCAAUGCGAAGAACCUACACCAUCGAACUGCACUUCACUACGCCGUGGCCUUCAGAAACGUGGAGGCUGUCGAGGUCAUUCUGAAAAGACGAGCCAAGCUUGAAUUACGGGACAAGCAUGGGAUCACUGCCAUCCACUUGGCUGCCUGGUUUGGCAGUCUGGACAUCCUGAAAUUACUAGUACAGGCAGGAGCUGAUCAGGCCGUGGAGACCAAGGAAGGGAUGAACAUGAUGCACUGCGCUGCCAUAAACAACCAUACGGACAUCAUGGGCUACAUCAUCGAUGAUCUGCAGAUGAAGGAGCUGGAUAAGAGAGAUCAGCAUGGGAACUGGCCCUUUGCAGUAGCUGCAGAGCAUGGCUCUGUACGGAUGCUGCAGAUGCUAAUGGAGGAUCCAUAUAACAUGGCCACCACAGAGGCCAAUGAGAAUGGACAGACGCCACUCCACUUGGCUGCUAAGAAUGGCCAGGUGGAAGCAGUUCAUCUGCUCCUUGACAACUUUGAUAUCCGUGAUGAAGUCAACAAGGUUGGGGAGACAGCACUUUACCUGGCAGCAGACGGAGCUCAUGAGGAGUGUGUGGAGGCUCUACUGGAAGCAGGAUGUGAUCCCAACAUAGCCAACAAUGUCAAGAGCUCCCCUUUGCAUCCUGUGUGUGAAAAAGGUCACACUUCACUGGCGAAAAUCCUCAUUGAAAAUGGUGCUCAGAUGAAUGCACAGAACCAGCACAUGGAGGUUCCCAUGCACCUGGCAGUGAAGAACUGCCACAUCCCUAUCAUCCACACGCUACUGGAGUCUGGCUGCGACCCCAACAUCACUGAUCACAUGGGACAGACUGCUCUCCACAUUGCGGCAGAGCUUGGCAAGGUGGACGUGGUUGAAAUGAUCUUGAAAGCCGACUUGGACCUGGAGCUCAAGGACAGGCAAGGCAAGACUGCGCUGGGUGUAGCUGCCCGAGCAGAUGCUGUGAUCAUCGUAGACAUGAUAAUCAAAGCAGAAAGAUACUUCCACUGGAGGAGGACCAAUGCAGUGACAAAUGAGAUUCUUCACAAUGAAUUACCACUGACGUUCAAAGUAGACCACCGAGCUGACACCACGCAGAUCCGCGACACCAUAUGGAACCUGGCUUAUAAGUACUUCAAGUGCAACGACUGGAAGAGGCUAGCAGAACACUGGGGUUUCACCAAGCUGCAAAUGGAUGCCAUUGAGGAACAGUGGACAGGGCCCCAGAGCUACCAAGAACAUGGGAACAGGAUGCUUCUGAUCUGGCUCCAUGGGAUCAUUAGCACCCAGAGAAGUGCCAUCAAAGAGCUGUACGAGGGGCUCCUCUCCAUAGGGAACAAAAAAGUCGCAGAGAAAAUACGAAUGGAAGCCGAGGACAGCACAAAGAAAUGCACAAUUUCAUGACGCUCCACAAGGACUAUUUCACACCGACAGAUGACAGCAGCAAAUGGGUUUCUGAGACUCUUCUCUGAUGUGCGCAAUUUUCUCGUACAUUUGCCACUUUUGCACAUAUCCAACACAAUGGCUUCCUUCUAUGAAAGUCACUUUGAACUCACAGACAAGGAUUCUUUAGAUUCAUAUCCUGAUAUCCAAAAUGUUUGUUUAACAUUUACAAUCCUCUUAAAGUGUUCAUUUAAAAUCCAAAUCAUAAUGGGAUAUCUUCUUGCGGUGAACUUACUCAGAUAUUUUAUUGUUGGUAUACAGAGACCAUGUACAUACCAAUUUCAAGUAUGUGUCUUAGCUUCAUACAUUAUCAUUAGAAAACAUCAACAGGCAAAUGAUUGCACAACAAACCUAUCAGGACGGGUCAUUAUUCCAGAACAACAUUAAAUUAAAAAAUAAAUAUUUCAAGUAUCGUUAAAAAA
This is a messenger RNA of Clupea harengus (Atlantic herring), 2362 nucleotides long. It is a transcript of the gene ankdd1b, whose product is annotated as ankyrin repeat and death domain containing 1B. NCBI's taxonomy places the organism in Eukaryota, Metazoa, Chordata, Actinopteri, Clupeiformes, Clupeidae. The record is from RefSeq and is a predicted model, not a curated record. Gene Ontology annotation, biological process: signal transduction. Gene Ontology annotation, molecular function: protein binding.